AUGUCAUGGAGAAGCAUCUACUGCAAGAAGUGCUGCAAGGCGCUGUGCUGCUCAUGCGCGCUGCUGGACAGCCAGCACGCUCCCUUCUGCGACGUCCGCAGCGAGACCCAGCGCAGGCAGGAGGAGCUGAGCACCAUGAGCCGGCAGCUGAAGCAGAAGAGAAGCGGCUUCGAGGCGAGCUACGCGACGCUGCAGGAUGAGGCCGCCCGGCUGGAGGAAGCGCAGCGGGAGAUGCGGGAGCUGAUCCAGCAGCGCGUGGAGCAGCUGGUGCGGCUGAUCUGUCAGGAGGAAGAGGAGCUGCUGGGGCUGGUGGAGGCGCGGCAGGAGCAGGGCCGGCAGGAGCUGGCGAGGGAGCUGCAGCAGGUGGAGGGGGUGCUGCGGCGGAUGGAGGCGAGCGAGCGGCUGGUGGAGAAGAUGAGGCUCUACGCCACGGAGCAGGAGGUGAUGGACAUGCAGCCCUUCAUCAAGGACUCGCUGGAGGACCUGCGGCGGCUGAGGAUCGAACGCAGCCCGGGGACUUGGGCGAGUGCAGAGCCAAGCUGCAGGCGCUGGUGGAGCGCGUCACGAGGCACCCAGCACAACUCCCUGCCUGAAGACGAGACCACCCUGAUCCUCAACCUCGAGCCUCCUGGGGAGCAUUGCCAACCAAAUGGAGGUCUGCCUGUGGGACUGCCUGCCCACCACCAGCCCUCUGCCCCUGUGUCGGACCCCUCCAGCGGCAGAGAACACGUAUGUGCAGACCAGGGAGGGGAUAUAUCCCCUACCCAACCCACACCUCCAGCCCUUCUGAUGCAGAGGGAUGAAGAAGCGGAGAAGGACUCGCGGUCUGCCCGUGGGGACACUGUGCCUCUUCCCAGGAGCAUCCGGGAGGACUCUCUGACCUCCCUGCAGGAAGAUUUCAGUGGCUGGGCUAGGUCCAAUGUGCAGCAGGCGGAUGAGCUCCUGAAGAUGGGUGAUCGCCUCCUGCAAUCUCACCACAGGGCAAACAGGCACCUGGUGUCCAUGACCCGGGAGAUCCGGGCCAUGUCCCGCUCCCUGGCCACCAUCGCCUCUGCUGUGGGACCCUUGCUGCAGCCCAUGGCCAGCCCAUGGGACCUCCCCACCACAGACAUGGACUGGCCAUCGCUGCCCUCCAAUUUUCUGGAGUUAUUCCCUUCCAGCACCCCGCAGAAGCAUGAACUGCUGGUCCCAGCAGCUGCCACAGCCCCUUCCCCCAGUAGACCCCCUCCUGCCACCCCCCUUGCCAGCCCAGCGCACUCAGAGUCCCCCAGCCCAGCCUCCAAGGGGGAAUGCCCCAAAUCAAGGCACCCCACCAGAGGCAAGCGUGGUGGGAAGCCCAGCACCAGACUUCAGAAGCGGAGGAAGAAGUAA
Molecule: messenger RNA, 1371 nt
Organism: Cariama cristata (Red-legged seriema)
Lineage: Eukaryota; Metazoa; Chordata; Aves; Cariamiformes; Cariamidae
Product: actin cytoskeleton-regulatory complex protein PAN1-like
Exons: 3
Coding region: 1-1371 (456 amino acids)
Biological process (GO): intrinsic apoptotic signaling pathway in response to DNA damage; positive regulation of DNA-templated transcription; PML body organization
Cellular component (GO): nucleoplasm; PML body; chromatin
Molecular function (GO): ubiquitin-protein transferase activity
Source: RefSeq, a predicted model, not a curated record